ACUUGUGGGAAUUCACUUUGAAGGAGUACAGACUGGAAUAUCUGAUGGUGAUGGGUGUGCAGGGGCUGUCUGUGUCUAAACCUACUAACAGUAAGUUAGAGCUAUUUGUUAGCAUGCUUUUAAAAAGUGGUCUGCAGGCCACUCGGGCUUUGAUGGUGGCUGCUAUACUCCUGGGCCUUGUUGCCAUAUUUGUUGCUGUGACUGGCAUGAAAUGUAUGAAGUGCAUGGAAGACGACCAGGUGAAGAAGAUGCGGAUGGCUGUCUUCGGUGGAGUGAUCUUCAUCACUGCAGGUUUGGCAGCGCUGGUGGCCACAUCAUGGUAUGGCAACAGAGUGGCACGGGCCUUUUAUGACCCUUUCACCCCCAUCAACACCAGAUUUGAGUUUGGAUCAGCUCUCUUCAUUGGCUGGGCAGCUGCUUCUCUGGCCAUUCUAGGAGGAGCCUUCCUCUGCUGCUCCUGUCCACGGAGAGAAACUUCAUAUCCACCCACCCGAGGCUAUCCAAAAAAUGCCCCCUCCACAGGGAAGGAUUAUGUAUAAUGAAACAAAGAAGAGGAGCCACCAGCACUGGUAGUGAAAGCAUUUUGGAGAGGACACUACAAUGCCACUGUCCUGAGCAGAGUUCAGACUCUAGGUUCUGCCUUCCUCUUCUCCCAAAAAUGUGUAUAUUUUUGUAAUCCUCUUUGCUACUGGACAUAACUUUUCCUUUCUCUCCCAGCCCAUGGAGGAAGGCUAGCCUAGGUUCAUAGGUAUUGCCACUGGAAAGAUGAAACCUCCAAGCUUGGGUUAAGUUUAGUAUUUGGGAGUAAAAGGGAAAAUGAUACUGUUUUUUUAGAUGGAUGUUGGUGCUUUUUUAGUUGUUUUGUUUUUGUUUUUUUUUUUAAAAAAAAAUAGAUGGUAACAAUUCAGUCCCAUAUCCCAUUAAGUUAGAGCCCAGUGUGGUGUGUGUAGAAAUUAAAGGAACAUAUAUUAUAUACAAAGUGAUGAAACCAAUAGCUUAAGGGGAAACAUAUUUUUAGGGGAAAGACUUUACAUGUAGGAAUGAUUGAAGAGAUCUAAAAUGCUCUUGUACUGUCUUAUUGGCAUCAUCUUCAGCACCCUCCUUUCUGUGCAGAUUGGCAUGGCAAAGGGUCAGACACAAUUCAAUUGCUGU
Molecule: messenger RNA, 1152 nt
Organism: Antrostomus carolinensis (chuck-will's-widow)
Lineage: Eukaryota; Metazoa; Chordata; Aves; Caprimulgiformes; Caprimulgidae
Product: claudin-1
Exons: 5
Cellular component (GO): membrane; bicellular tight junction
Molecular function (GO): structural molecule activity
Source: RefSeq, a predicted model, not a curated record